UUUUUUUUUUUAUAGCUGAUGAAGCUCGUGAAUUGAAACGUAUUCAUGAAAUUCCUGAUAAUAUCGAAACAUCAAUGUAUGAUGAUGAUGAAUCCAAAAAUAUUGUUUUCGAUGAUAGAUACAACAGUGCUGAUCAAUCUACUGACGAAGAAGAACUACCAAGAAAUGUAAAUGGUCGUGCAGCUGUUGACAAUAGUCAUUCAGAAGAUGACUCUGAUAAUGACAAUGAAGAUGAUAGUACCAAUUUUUAUCAGCCUAAUCGAAUGCCAAAACAGAUUGAAAAUUUAAAUACACACAAUUCACUAAGAAAUAAAAAGAAAAUUAAAAAAUAUACACGUGAUAAUGGAAAAGAAGCAAUUCCAGAAUGGGGCUGA
Rotaria sordida is the source of this 374-nucleotide messenger RNA. Lineage: Eukaryota; Metazoa; Rotifera; Eurotatoria; Philodinida; Philodinidae. The record is from the annotation of a GenBank genome assembly.